This is a messenger RNA of Leucoraja erinaceus (little skate), 6874 nucleotides long. RefSeq names its product protein kinase X-linked (gene prkx). The coding region runs from base 17 to 940 and encodes 307 amino acids. The record is from RefSeq and is a predicted model, not a curated record. Gene Ontology annotation, biological process: protein phosphorylation. Gene Ontology annotation, molecular function: protein serine/threonine kinase activity; ATP binding. The transcript is spliced from 8 exons. Lineage: Eukaryota; Metazoa; Chordata; Chondrichthyes; Rajiformes; Rajidae.
AGGACUGACCAUUCUUAUGCUUUUUGUAGGGACUGGAACCUUUGGACGGGUUCUGUUGGUCAAAGACAAAAAGACGAGAGAAUAUCGUGCUUUGAAAGUGAUGAGCAUUCCCGAUGUAAUUCGCCUUAAGCAGGAGCAGCAUGUACACAAUGAGAAAAGCAUAUUAACAGAAAUCCAUCAUCCAUUUCUUAUAACACUGUACUGGACACAUCAUGAUGAAUGCUUUUUAUAUAUGUUAAUGGAAUAUGUGCCUGGAGGUGAACUGUUUUCUUACUUGCGUAACUUGGGACGUUUCAACAAUAGUUCUGGACUUUUUUACUCUGCAGAGAUUGUGUGUGCAAUGGAGUAUCUACAUGCCAAAGAUAUUGUUUACAGAGAUUUAAAACCAGAAAAUAUUUUACUGGACAGAGAUGGUCAUAUAAAACUUACAGAUUUUGGAUUUGCGAAGAAACUUGUUGACCGAACUUGGACUCUCUGUGGAACUCCAGAAUACCUUGCACCAGAAGUCAUCCAGAGUAAAGGUCAUGGAAGAGCUGUGGACUGGUGGGCAUUAGGCGUGCUGAUGUUUGAAAUGCUUUCAGGUUACCCCCCAUUUUUUGAUGACAAUCCCUUUGGAAUUUAUCAAAAGAUUCUUGCUGGAAAAUUGGAGUUCCCAAAACAUCUCGAUUUCUAUGUGAAAGACCUUAUAAAAAAGCUUUUGGUUAUAGACCGGACAAGACGAUUAGGAAAUAUGAAGAAUGGAGUAGAUGAUGUUAAGCGACACAGAUGGUUCAAAUAUGUAGACUGGGAAGCAGUACCGCUAAGAAAACUAAAGCCACCAAUUAUACCGAAACUCUCUCAUGAUGGGGAUACUUCAAAUUUCGAGACCUACCCGGAAAAUGAGUGGAAAAAAAUUCCUCCUGUGCCUCCCAAAGAUCUGGAAAUUUUCAAGACCUUUUGAUCAUGUUGCUGUACAAGCUAAAUUAUAGAUGAUGUCUUCUUCAUUGCUGAGGACUGAGUCGAAGUGUGACCAAGAUGAAUGUCCUUGGAAGAAGGAACAGGCAGCAAAUUGCACAUUUGUUUCUUCCACGUGGCCGCCCGUCUGGUGAUCUUGUACAAAUCAGCACAUUGAAAGGUUCCAGACGCAAACAUGGUUCCACUUCGAAACCCAUCAGUCUGAAAUGACUGAAAGGUGCAUACUGAAGAUUGGAAGUCUAAACUGGAUUUUUUUAAACAUAGAAUAUAAUAUAGAUUAUGUACAAAAUAAAUCUGAAUUCUUAUGGUAAUUAUUUUAUUGCAUGUCCAUAAUGACACCUGUUUUUAAUUGAAUUCUUGUAUUUCUUCUUAGAAAGUGACUGAUCCGGAUCCUACAUUAUUGUAAAGUUGCCUUGAUUUUAAAAAAAAAGCACAAGUACUUCCCUGCAAUGAUUUAUUUUUUAAAUAACUGUUUAUAUAGGUGUAAAGUUAGGGUCGUAUCAUUUUGUAAAUACAUAAAUCCAAAAGGAUGCACUAUGCAAAUAUAAUUGUCUUUAAGUUUUCAAUCAGGAUAUGGUUUUAAGAAUAUAUGUAUAUUGCUUUUGUUUAAAGGGAUCAUCCAAAAUACCAGCAUCUUGCCAUUUUUUUUUUGUCUGUGUUUGCUGUCAUACAGCAAAAUGUUCUGGAGUUAUCACUCAUCAAAGGAGCUCCCAUCUAUUAAUGUUUUCACACUCCACCAAUUGUAAAUUAUUUUCUCAUUCAAAAUCGGGUGUGCUAUUGCAGUGUUUAUGUACAGCUGCAAUGGCAAAGAAGCUUUCUGCUGCCUUGUGUUUCCUUCAGCGUUAAAUGGAAGGGUGGGUCGGUGAAAUAGAAAAUGAUUUGAAGGAUUUACUUCUAAAACUGCACAUUUUUCUCCUACAGAUGUACAACCUGUACAUUUUAUGCCCUUGGACAAUCUUUCUUGCAUGUAUACAACUUCAAACUUUAAAUACAGUCAUGUGAGGAUGAAUUAGGUUGAGGUGAGCAUGUGUUUUUGAACAUGUAUAGAUCAUAAAUCAGUAAGCCCCUCUGAAACAAGCAAAAUAUUUCUCGCACCAAUAUAUCAGGAUUCUUUUUUUUUGAAUGAGAAGAACCACUAAUAAGAAAUGUCUUUGCAAUUGUAUUGACAUGAUGUUUGAAUGUAUUGAACAGCUGGUUGAAUUAAAUGAAGGACACUCAGUGUGGCACUGAAUUGAGGACACAUCUGAUCAGUCUUGUUUGUUGGGCGGCACGGCAACGCAGUGGUAGAGCUACUGCCUUGCAGUGCCAGAGACCCUGGUCUGAUCCUGACUACGGGCACUUGUCUGAACAGAGUUUGUACGUUCUCUCCGUGACCUGCGUGGGUUUUCUCCGAGAUCUUUGGUUUGUAGGUUAAUUGGCUUGGUGUAAAUGUAAAUUGUGUGUUCAGCAUUUUGUUAACGUGCGGCAAUCUCUGGUCAGUGUCACUCGGUGCCUCUCGGUGCACUGUAUCUCUAAAACUAAAACUGCAAAACUAUAUAAUAUUCAAUUUCUCUGGCUUCCAAUGCCUGAAUAUUUUGCGUCGCUACCCCUUUAACAUCUCAAACAAGAAACAAACUGAGUCCGUUCCUCCACCUGUGCCAGUCCUUUAUUUUUGUUGAAGCAUGCUGACCUAAUAAAUCUAUUUGCCCAGCAGGUCAACAUGCUCCGUUUAAUGCCCUUCGAGUGGCCUAGCUCAGCAGAAAAAAAAAUGUAUGUGGAAUGCCUUAGCUGUGUCAUUCUGCAGCACGCCCAGUUGGUGCGCAUCACACUUGUUGCCUUAUUUUACUAAGAGUACCCUUUGGAUGUUUUCACUGCACAAUUGUCUCCCUCAGGAUCAAUGGCCAUUAAUCCCUCUCCUUUGAUAAGUGGCUUAUUUGCUGAAUUUUGUAGUCGUACUGCUGAAUGCAUUUUAUCCAGCUCUCUUGUCUUUUGAUGAAAUCGACUAAAUAUUUGCCGACAGGUGAGAAAAUAUGGAAAGAACUUCAAACUGAAAUUGUUACUUUUCAAAGACAAUUGAUUAAAUAUCGUGUACUGCACGAUUGCCAACCCUUAGUGUUGAAUAUUUUUCAGUAUUAAGGUUUUCCGCCGGUCUGCAUUUUUGCUGACUACCUUUUAACUGGUAUUUUCUUAAUAUUGCUGUAUAUAUGCACUGUCUAAUUUCUGUUGUAUGACAAAAUAACGUAGAUACCUGGUAGAUUUUAGCUACUGGAUACUGUGUAAAAUUUGUAAAGAGGCAACUCUACUGUUAACAGGGAUAUAUUGUACAAUAGGUUUACAGAUCUCCACAUUUUUAAUGAUGGUCGUGACAUUUAAUUGUCAAAGCACAGCCUAAUUAUCUGCAAAGAAAGGCAAAAAAACAUUAAACCUGCAUAGGAAAUGGAGGGUUUUUUCUUUGAUGAAAGACUGCUAAUAACCUCCUCUGAAUACACUGAUCUUUCAAGUUUUAAAUCACAAAAUGGAUUGCCACCCAGUUUAAAUAAUGUAGUGUUUACAAUGUAAUCUGUAUUGUACAAAUGCUUAUCAUUGGAAGCUAUCGUUCACCAUUGUGUUUGCACCAGUUUACAGAUAUAAAUGCAAAUCCAAUGGAUGGAUAGUAAUUGUAGCAGUGUGUUGACAAUGCUUCAUUCACUUUUAUAUUUAUUUUCCUCAGUCCAAAAGCUUCCCAUCAAAUCGGACACUUUAACAACCCACGGGUAAAGUAAAAAAAGUCCAUUCAGAAGCUUGGCUUGUGUAACCAUUGGAAAAUUAGACAGGGACCUGUUGAUGUGUGACUUGGUCACGUAGGUGUCGGGUGCUGCCAGUUAAUAUGACUGUUUCAAUCCCAUGGAGAUGGAUCAAAGUUGCAGCUUUUUGUACAAAUGGCUUCUCUUGAUUUUCCAUUGAGGUAAACAUGGCCAGCCUGCAGAGUUUUGUACGCCUUUUAAUCUAUUUUCAAUAACGUCCCCAUACACGAGUGGUUACAGUGUACACUUUAAUGCAGUCAUUUACAGGACAUUUUGAUCAUAAGAUGUGUGAUACAAACUUAGGGACUCCUCUACUCCAGUAUCAGUAACCUUGUAACUUAUUGUCCAUUGUCCAGUUGCUGGGCUGAUAAAGUGCACGAGCACUAGAAAAUACUAAAAAGCACUGGGCCACAGCCCAUUCAGUAUGAACAUCUAUUUUCAUAAGUUAUAGGAGCAGAGUUAGGCCAUUGGGCCUAUCAUCCACUCCGCCAUUCAAUCAUGGCUGAUCUAUCUCUCCCUCGCAACCCCAUUCUCCUGCCUUCUCCCCAUAGCCCUUAUUAAUCAACACUAACCCCCUAUACCUGCACUAAUCUAUGCUCCCUUCGUCUAUUGCGCCAGUUCCCCAUACCACUCAAGUCCUCAAUAUGUUGAAUGUCUCUGUCUCCACCUCAAAUAUCUAAUGAUCUGGCCUCAUCCAAUCUCAGGCAGAGAAUUCCAGAGAUUCGCCCCAUCAGUUUUUAAUGCCCUUUCACGUUUUAUCUUUUUUAUAUAAUUAUGCAUGACUCUCCAUUAGUAGAAACAUGCUCAGCAUCAAGGAUACUCCAAAGAUAUCAAGGAUCUUGACAGUACAAAGAUCCUUGAUAUCUUCGGACUAUCCUAGAUCGGACUUUACUGGCCUUACCUUGCACUAAAUGUUAUUCCCUUGUGUAUCUAUGCACUGUAAAUGGCUCGAUUGUAAUCACGCAGUGUCUUUCUGCUGACUGGCUAGCAAGCAACACAAGCUUUUCACUGUACCUAAGUACACGUGACAAUAAAUUAAACCCAAUGGCCCGUAUUCUACUAAUUGCAAAGUUAGACUUUCCUUAAACUCACCUUAAACCUGCUGCUCGAUCUAACUAAACCCGACACUCGGUUUAAGAAAAAUUUGGUAUUCUGGUAGCGAGGUUUAGUUCGACUAGAGUCUAAGGCGAGUCUAACUUUAGACUUUGGUUUUAGCUGAGUUUAAAGUUAGACCGCAUUUUAGUUGCCAUGGUGACGAUGUCUGCUUGUACUGCGCAUGUGCCAUGCAAUAGCAGAAGCUCGAGCAGACGACAACUUCAACAUGGCUGACAAAAAGAAACAGCGGAAAGGAAACUGGGACGCCAGCGAGAAAGACGUUACUAGCCGAUAAAAUGUCAAUUAUCGAGGAAAAAAAGGGGCAAUUUCCAGGCAACAAUUGAAAAGAACAAGGCAUGGGAUGCGAUUUAUUCUCAAUUCCAGUCUCGGUUUGGCAGCCGCAGAGAUCUUUGUGACCUUCGUGAGCAAUGAACGAGAAUGAAGUUGCAAGCGAAGGUAGAGUGGCCUUCUCACAAGAUGAGUGGAGGCCCACCGUCUCCCAACCCAUCACCCAUGUGUAUGCUUAUCAGGGAUCUGAUCCCCCACGAUGUCUUACAGAUCAGAAAUCCAUUCGAUGAUGAUGCGGACAGUUCACAGCAAAAUGAGGAGGCUGUGACAGUUUUGGAGUUCCUGGCCUGUGAAUCGAUACCUUUUCAAGAAUGCAUCAUCGUCGUACUUAAAAAAAGGAUUAGCGUAGUCAGCGACAUGGUUCUCCAGUCUCCCAGCUUGUAAGGCAAUCCUUUCAAUCUCAUCAAAUCAUUCUGCUCUCCGCAGUGCUUCCCGCUCGUCUGUGAUUUUUUUUCUCUCCGUAGCGAGCUUAAGCCUUCCUUAAACCUGCCCCUGGCUGAGUCUAAAUUUUGCGGCAAGUUAGACCCUAGUCUAAGGUCAGUCUAAGCUUUGGCGAUUAGUAGAAAGACAAUUUAGACUUUAGUCUAAAUAUCAGGGAUUUAAACCCGCCAUCGAGUCUAAAUUGCAGAGUUAAAACCUGCUGUUGGGUUUAAAAACAUUAGUAGAAUAUGUGCCUUUGGGUUUUAUGUUUUUGAAUAAGAUCUCCCCUCUUAAACUCCAAGUAGUUCAGGCACAAACAGUCCAGCCUCUGAUCCUUAGGCCACUCCAGUAAAUAACAGGAAUUAAUGUGGUGAAUCUCCUUCUCGAUUGGCUCCAAUGCUCCAGUAUCCUUUUAUUUUAGAUAAAGGGACCAAAACUGUUAAGAGAAGACUUUUAUAAUUCAAAACGCCACCUUAGUAGCAGGCUGAAUUCAUUUGAUGAACACUCUUUAUUUACCCCCCGUUAUAUCGUGUGAUAUCGUGCUAGACCACGACCACUUCACUCUGGUUACAUCUUGCGUCAAGUCGCCCCGUGAGAAAGCGCUUUAAAGUUUCCCCAAUCUAGCUCAACCUGCGAUUAUUACUCUGCAAACUGGCUCUGUUUCCAUCUGCACGGAAAUACAAACAUUGGGAGUUCUAAUACUCCCUUUUGGGGGUUGGCCAUUGGACCUGCCAAUUCAACCAUUCUAGCUGCUAGAGCCAAUGGCAGCUGGGGUCAAGUGACAGUACGUGUGAAUCUUUCAAGAAUUUAUUAACAAGCUGCAUGAAUUUAACCUCCAUUUUAGCAGAUGUGAUUUUCCUUUCGCUCUCUGGGUCCAGUCCACGUUCUGGAAGCUAGAUUCAAUCCCUUGUGAUCUGAGAUUAAUUUGAAUAGUACAAAUAUCCAAUUUAUCCUAGUUCUUCGUUGUCAGAUACUUGAAACGUUGUUGCUGACAUCAAAAACUUGAAGCAGUGUUUGAUAAAUCAGUGUUGGCUCAUUCUCCUGGAUUAUCACUUUAAACAACCAUCUAUAAUGUACACACUAAGGUCAGCAUUAUUCAGUGUGAGUUGAGUUGAUCACCACUAUUGUCUCUUUGAUCAGGUUUUUUGAAACCACUAAUUAUGUGAACCUUUUGUCAAUUUUUCUACAUUGUACAGUCAUUGAUGUAUUCUUUCAGCUGCUGCAGUACAGCUAAAAAGCUAUGCUUGUCUUCUGGAUUGUUAUUUUUGCAACACCUAAUAAACCAGCUUUCUUUA